Messenger RNA from Coffea arabica (coffee), 600 nucleotides. The record is from RefSeq and is a predicted model, not a curated record. NCBI's taxonomy places the organism in Eukaryota, Viridiplantae, Streptophyta, Magnoliopsida, Gentianales, Rubiaceae.
UCAAUAAUACUGGGAAUGAAACACCGAUAGACUCAGAAAAGAAUGGCGGAAAAACUUGUGAAAGAAAAAACAGAAGAAAAAGCAAAAGAAUUGGCAACAGAAGCAAUGAAAGUGGAACUGAAAACCAAGGAGGAGCUGAAGCCCUGGGAGCAGCACUCUACUGUGAUCACCAUUCCUCGCUUUGACUACAACGCCCCUCUUCUCUCCUCAGUCAUUCCCACUCCGGAUUCCUCAUCACCUGCCCCAUCAAGAGGGAGAAGAGUGCAACAAAAGAAGCCAUGUCAAUUCUUGAAAAGAAAUGAAUGAGUUUCAGUUAUAUUUGAAGUCCUCUCCAAUGCCUGUAUCAUUUUUAUUUCUUGGACCUCUCUUGUUGCAAAAGGAAGACAAAUGAUGAACCAACUUGGAGAAUGGGGAGGUGUGCAUCUGGUGCUUGCAAGAUUCUAUUCUUUUGACUUCACGGAGUUUUUAUAAAAGCUGUGUGCUGAAAUAGGGCUUCAAACUGAUGUUGGUAUAUUGAUACAUUAUGCAUUCCAUUCUUUUUUUAUGAAUGCCAUCAAUAUUCACGAUUGAUGCAACCAAUGAAGAGUUUAAGGGAAGAGU